UCCUCCUGAGUUGUUGAACUGCUUCGUAUUAUUGAUCUGCCUGGUCCAUCCAAAAACAGCAGAUGGCUCCAACGGCUGAAUGAUCUGUGUAACGCCCAGUGGGGUUUGCUGUGUGUCUCUCUGUCUCGAACUAUUUCGAAAAUACGACUUUCAUCAUGGAUAGCCAACACAUUAUUUACAUCUUUGGUCAAUGUCUUAUUGUGCUUCAAGCAGCCAUUUUUUUCCUGAGCAUGGUCGACGCAGCAGCUGACAUUUCGACAACCCUUCCACCAAAUUUUGUCCCCGUGAUCGAUGGUGCAGUAACAGUGAGGCCAGCUGACCUUCCCGAAAUUCUGUCUGUUCCCGACGCCAAAGGGGAAAUUUGCACGUUAGCAAGCUUAGAAGCGACGAUCGUGAUCUGGCCAGAAGGCGAUGAAUCACGCAAUGUGCAAAUCAAAAUGCCCGAUCGCGACGUGAACGUCUCGACCGUUCAAAAUUGCUUCAACAAUCCAUCGUCAUCGGUCAAACCACUUUUGGUAGUCACGUGGUCGUCGUCCUUUCAACUGUGCUUCUACAUCUCCAAAGACGAAAACCAGUGGAGUCUGGAUCAAAUCGUCUUCGCCUUCAACACUUCAGAAGUUCCGCUCGGUAUCGUCAAAAGUGAAUUGAGGACGUUUAGGAGCGAGGCGAAUGCUCUGUCAGACCUGAAAGCUCCGCUUGGAUCCUUCUAUCGUUGCUUUUCUCCCAAGCCGUUGUCCUUAUUACCGUUAGAUGGCGACAGUGUUGUUUUGGGCCAAAAUAAGAGUCAAAAUAUCCAAGAUAAAGCUUUUCUUCGUCUCAGCAAUUUCGAAUUGCAGCCAUUUCUCGGUGAUCUGAAAGAGUUUGGAGAAGAGGUUGUUUGCCGUGAAGAUGUGAUAACGAAACGUCAUCGACGUCGUCGAGAUUCUAGCGUGACGAUUGCGGUUGGCAGUUCCCUAGCUGUCAUUUCCGUCGUGACCGUGAUGGGCUACGCCAUUUUCCGUUACGUCAAGGUCAAGGCUGUCGGUUAUGAUACCAUGAAAUAAUCGAUUUAGUUUACAGAAAAUAGUCAACAGCAUCAGACCGCACUAGGGCUUCAGAGAAAGAGGCAGAUCAAUAAAAACAGGUUUGAUCAGCAGAUCCUUUAAUUUGAAUAAUUUUUCAAGUAUUCAAAAGUUAAUAAAAGAAGUAUUACAUAUCAUUUGUAAUAAUCAGAUGUGCCACUCAGCAGUUAACCCAAGUCUUCCAUGAUCCGUAUUAUUUUUUACGUAAAUUAAUGUACUGUCCUGAUGUAUUUACGCCUGGCCCGCCCUCUUUUUGAAUAGUUUUUCAUAGGCUUUCCUCGUAUACGUUGCAGUGUGUAUUGUUACGUCUAGUAGACUGAAUUCAUACAAAUGUUUCAUUACAUGUA
Messenger RNA from Daphnia magna, 1408 nucleotides. RefSeq lists its product as uncharacterized. NCBI's taxonomy places the organism in Eukaryota, Metazoa, Arthropoda, Branchiopoda, Diplostraca, Daphniidae. The transcript has 7 exons. The coding region runs from base 156 to 1043 and encodes 295 amino acids. Gene Ontology annotation, cellular component: membrane. The record is from RefSeq and is a predicted model, not a curated record.